UGGACCGCUUUUCCUUCACACAGUUGAACUCUACGUGGGCUAUUUUCCAUCACCAAGUGUCUUCUGAAUUCGAAAUUGACCGGCUCGUCGGAGAGCGGAGGGACUGUCCUUUGAUGCCCGAGGCAAAUUUCUAAGGGAAUCUGCCAAAAAAGGGACAAAAUCGCGGGUUGAAAGUGGCCUAUGUCAACGGUUUCUCGACACUAGGGAGGGCCUUUCAACGUGCACAAGAAGUGGAUUUUUUUGUCAAUGAACGGAGCUCCUGUGACCAAGAUUGGUGCUGGAAAUUUAAACUGAUGCGCCACUUGGCAUACAGGAAAUUCAUUAACAGAUGACCUAACAGAACUCAUUCACGAAAAGGUGCCGAAAGGGAGAGAGUACAUGGGGCAAAAUCAUGGCUAAAUUCCUGGACAAAGAUCCGUACAUCUACGAACAAGAACGUUAUGCGUUUACCAACCAGCUCCGUCAGUUUCACGCAACGAAAGGGACACCAUUCUUUCGUUUGCCGACAAUUGCUGGAAAGACGUUGGAUUUAUAUCUGCUGUAUAGCAAAGUCAUUGCUUGGGGAGGUUUAGCGAAGGUCACUGAACAAGGAAAAUGGGAAACCUUGCAGGAGUAUUUUGGCAUCCCAGCUACCUGCGGUCAUGCAAUCUAUGCUCUGCGACAGUUCUACGUCAAAUACUUGGAGUCCUAUGAGAGGAUCCAUCACCAGGGGGAAGAUGCUGAGGAGGUAUUACGUUCACGUUCCCGGCUUGCCACGCCGUCGAGCGUGCCACAGAAGAGGAACAUGGACACGAGGAGAGGCAGGGAGAUCUCGGACCUCGUCCGCUCAAAUGCAGGCCUGUGCACAAAGAAGCCACGCAUCUCUGAAUAUGACAAGAUCAUGUUCUCAUUACAAAGCGGUCUGCCUAACGAGGUAGACUUUGCCAUUAACGUUUGCACACUGUUGUCUAAUGAGGGACGGCAUGUCCUACACCUCGAGCGGGCAGUGAAAUUGAUUGAUCUACUCCUUGCACACUGCGGAGUGUUCUACGAAGGAGCUGGAGGUUAUAGGUCCUUGUAUCAGGAGGAUUGGAAACCUACCACAGAGCGUGACUUUGUGACGUUCUGGUAUGAUACGGUGACUGACAAUGAUAUACGGGAGAUCAUCGGACCAGACACUCUGAGAACAAAAGGUCACUGUAAAGUCAAAGAUGCUGAUAUGUUCACUGUGAGACAGAUGGGACUUAAUGAUAUCGAAGGACAACGGAUACUUCAGGUCGCUGUCAUCCUGAGGAAUCUAUCUUUCGAGGACCAUAAUAAGAAAGUGAUGGCAGCCCAUAGGACCUUCUACCGGUUUCUUCUGCUGUGUAUUCACAAUAGCUGCUCAGCAUUACAGCAGCUUGGCAUGGACACAUUAAGCAAUAUAGCUGAAGAGUUUAUCUUGGAUCCCAUUGAUUACCGGAGUACACAGCUAAUGUUUCAUACCAUAGAUAAAGCAAUGAAAAACCAGGACAAGUUCAUCAUCCUAAGAGCAAUGGAAGUGGUAGAGAAGCUGUCUCAAGUUGAUUCCAACAUGGCGAUCAUCCGUCAGUGUAUGGAGGAGAGAGUCUACCGUUCCAUCAUCAGCCUCCUGACGAUACACGACGUGCAGCUUCUUCUAGGGGCCUUAGAAGUCCUUCUAGCGCUGUCACACAGGGGGGAAAUAUUCUGCACCAGGAUUGCUACUAUUGAGAAGAGUGUUGAUGUCCUUGUGUGCCUGGUAACGUUAGACGCACAAUCACUUGGUGCGGAUGCAUUCCUCGGGAUUAAGAUCGUUGACCACGCCCCUGAUGGUGUCCAUCAUCCGAUCGUCACUAUGGCGAGGUACCAGCCAGUGUCACAAACGCCGCCCCCUUCUAACGCAGCGGCUCAUACACCCCCUCACCAAGUCUCAAGACCAGUACAACCGCCAACGACACCCUCACCUGCCCCCGCUGCCGUUCAAAACCCUCAAAUCAACAGAGAUACUGAAAAUGAGAAGUUCACAUGUCAGUGGUUGCACUCGUUUUAUGAGGCAGACAGUGAGGGCUCAGUCUCAAGGCUAGACCUGUACAGUGACUACCUGUCAGCCUGCAGUAAAGCUUCCAGAGUAAACAUAGUUACCUCAACAAACUUUGCAACCUGCAUCAAAAUGGUGUUUCAAGCAGCUGGAUUUCAACGUGCUGAAACGGAGACCGGACCCCAGUUGUUCAUCACAGGUAUGCGCAAACGCAUCCUACCGCUCCCUUUCAACUGGCAGAUGUACCGCCAAAGCCUCCAAGCAUCCCCAAAUUACCAACCUCAGCUAGGAGGACCCCAGUCCAACCUCGCCUCUAGCAUCAUGCAAAGGAUGGCCCAGAGGCUAUCCCCCUCGCCUAGUGGCAGCUCAACGGCGGGGACCUCUCAACAAUGGCUGUUAAACCAAGGAGUGGCAAGCCCCGGGAGUAGUCCGAUGCUCCCGAUGUAUCGCCCUGGAAUGAUGCCUGGUGGUUCCGGGACUAACGCAGGAAGCUCCACCCAGCUGCAGCAAUUGAUAUUGGGACACCGACAGCAGAGCCCUGGAGCCUCACAGGGAACUACUCAACCACAGUCUAGCAAUCAGGUUGAUGUUGGAGUAGCUCCAGGCUUCCAAGUCAACCAGCAACAAAUGCAACAGCAGCAGCAGCAGCAAGUAUUAAUCUCUCCGAUGAGUUUCCCAAAAGGGAUGCAACAACAGCAAGUCCCAAAUGCAAAACCUGUACCUACAAACUGUCCACCAAAUAUGGUACAAGGAGUGCCAGACAAAGCAAGCUCAGCUGAUGACUCUGAUAUGUUGUCUCCUCAAGGAAGCCUAGUCAACCAAGCUGGUGUCCCAAACGCUUUCCUGCAGAAUCCUCUUCCCCAGCACAGCCAGACCAUUGCAAAUAAUGACCCAAGUAAAAGUCCCGGUCGAAGCCCUUCCUCGCCAUGUAGAGCACCUCCACCUUACCGGCCCCGCAGUCCAGCCGGUAGCGGCAGCAAGUCGAGUGUACCUACCUCCAGUGUCCUUAACUCUGAGACAACCAUCUCAACCGCCUCCAAGAUACCCAGUCCAGCAGUAACUGUUGCCACAGAGGUACUCCAAGAAGGAGAAGUCAAGAUUGAGAAGAUACCCAACAUCCAUGCCCAGCUGCCGUUGGAUACAAACCAAGUGCCCACCACAUUUCCCCAACAGGAAUCUGAGAACUUUACCACAAACUCCAUUCCCUUAUUGCAAACUAAGACUCCUGAGAAUAGCGACCUGGCUUCUGCACAGACAAAUCAUCCUGUAGUUUACAAUGCAAAUCAACAAGCCUUACCGCAGGCACAUCAACCUGCUGUGGUGAAUAACUCAGUGGACAUGAGUCCAGGUCAACAGGCUUUGAACAUUCCACAGCAACAGCUGUAUAUCGCACAGCAGCAGCUGCAGAGUGCUAAAGGGAUGCAUAUUAACCCUUCAGGGAUACAGCUCAGUGCCCAAGGAAUUCAGAUUGCUCCCCAAAGGCAUCAGCAACAGGGUAAUAAUACACAGGGAAUCCAGGUGCAAAUGCCAGCAGGUCAGGUCAAGCAGUGGGUCCAACCGCAAGGAUCCCAACCCAAUGCACAGGGGGCGACGUUGAACACUGGCGCAACGGGAAUCGUCGCCACAAAUGGUUUCAAGGGGUGCCAACCCAACAUUCAUCUUGUCCAGCAAGGAGUGCUGUCGGGUACUCAGGGAAUUCAGCUUGUCCAUCAAAACUCUCUUCCUGUGCAGACCACACUAAGCAACUUCCACAUUAAGCAACCCGAUGGCCAGGGAGUGUCACAGAUCAUCUCGCAGCCUGCUCAAACUCAGCAACAGCAGUUUAUUGUGAGUAAUUGCGCUGGCCCAACCAAAAAUGGAAGUCAAGUGUAUUCUGCGUACGCCGUUGUGCAGAAUAUCCAGCGAAAUGUUCCUAAUGUUCUUGGGCAAGUCGCACCCGGUAAUCCUGGUCAGGCAGCGCAAGGAGGGGUGCAGCCACCAACAGGAAGUACAGCGACCUAUAUUCCAAUUCAACCCAAGUUGACUGGGCAGCAACAGCAGCAGGUUGUGCAACAGCAGCAUGUUGUGCAGCAGCAGAAUGUUGUGCAACAGCAGCGUGUUGUGCAACAGCAACAGCAGUAUGCUGUGCAACAGCAACAUGUUGUCCAACAGCAACAACAUACGGUACAGCAACAGCAGCAUGCAGUUCAGCAGCAGUGUCAUUUUGUUUCACAACAGCAGCCUGUUCAGCAGCAGCAGCAACAGCAGCCUCAGUACAUUUUAACCAGUGUCCAAGGAACCCUGCCGCAGCAAUCAUAUGCAGUCUCAACAAUUGCCAAUGCUCAGCAGCAGCAACAGCAACAAGCUACCUUUACUGUGAACGUAGGGACAUCAGCAACGUAUCCUGCUGUACAAUCUGCCGUCAAACUCUGUCCACAGUAUACAACUUCCCAGUCCAACCAAUCAGGCAACACUGUUACCGUCAAUCAUGCCCAACACCAAAACCAGCCACACAUUGACUCUCCUUUAAUUAAACAACUCCUACAAUCAGGCUCGGCAGUGCAACCGCCUAGCGCCAAUCAUUUACCCCAAACCCAAGUCAGCAAUCCCAACAUGCAGAACGCCGUGCAGUGGGUCGUUCCACAGAACCCCAGUGGGGGUGUUAUGCCAAGCUAUGACAACUCAGUACAGGGACUUGUCAAUAUACAAGGAGCAAUAGGGCAGCCGAUCAUGCCUCAAGCCUUUGCAGUGAAUCCAACUUAUACCCAAUUAGGGCAGUCUACCAAUCAACAGACGGCAAUGCAUUUCAUUCCACCCUUGUCUGCAUCUCCGAGCCCUACUGCAAGUCCAGCUUUGAGUUGUAGUUCUUCAUCGAGUCCAAGCUCAACUAGCAAAUCCGGCACGUUAUCACCGCUGCACAAGUCCGAGAAAAAGUCGAAAUCAAAAUCACACAAAUCUAAAAAAUCUUCUAAAAAGAAAAAAUCUAAAUCUAAAUCAGGCACCCGCAGUCCACCAAACCUUUGCUCAAAGUCGAAACAUAUUAAAGACAUUUCAGAUGAGCAGGAAAAAGAGGAGAGCAUCCAAAUGGUUGAGAAUUCAUCGCUGGACAAGGAUAAUGCAGAUCAUGCUCAAGAUAACUCAAACACUUGCAAUAACAAAGGAUCGUUAGAACUCACAACGCAGAAAUUAACAAACAGGAUAGGGGUAACUGAUGUAAAUGAUUGUACACCGAAGCCCACUUGCAAUGGGUCGGCUACAAAUGAUAUCACACAAUCAUAUGAGAUUCAAAAACUUAAAUCCAAACUGGACGAGGCAUCUUUGAAACUACCACUCCUGAAUGGAUAUGGGAGUGGAGAUGAACUCGAUAAGAAACAAAAGGAUGUGGUGAUCCAUCGGGCAGAGCUCCUCUUGGAAAACUCUGGCAUGGAGCUUGACAGGGACCUCAAAAUUCAGAGAGAAAUUGAUGACGUGGGACUCACGGACAGAACUUGUAACUUGAACCAUGGGGCAGAGUCUGUGGAUAAGCAGUGUUCAAACAACGUCAUGAACGGUGACAUUCCAGAGAAGUUAAAAAACAACAGCGAAAGCGACGUAGACUCAUUAUUACACUCCAGAGAUAAACAUGGGAUCGAUGGUGAGUCUGUUAGAGUUUUUGCAAAGGAUGACGCCAAGUUGUCCGAGGAAUGUGAGGAGAGUCAAGAAGCAGCUGUUAAUAAUGAAAUCAACAAGGAGGAACCAAUGGACCAAAGCGAUUCAAAGCGAGACAGAGACUCUGAGUCCGAUAGUGGGAUCGUUCUAAAUGAAAGGACAGGAUUUAUGUACGAUGUCUCGGGGACUAUCAUUGCCAGAGAGUCAAACUUAAACGUGCCAACCACUGCAAAUAAUUUAAGUAAUAAUAGUAAUCCCCAACUUCCAGUCAUUUCAGAUAAGGGGAGUCUAGCCAAUAACUUACCUCAUGAGGUUCUCAUGGAAGGCACCAUGUGUUCUCAAAAACCAAAGUCUCCAUUAGAAAGUACAGUGCAACCCACAAGCGGCCUAAACUCACAGUCGAAUGAAUCCGUACACAAUGACGGUCAAACUGCUGGUGUUGAAAUGAACUCCCAAAACUCUGACCAAACGUCACAAAGUCAAACGGGCAAUUCACUGCCAGUUUCCCAAGAGAAGGUCCAAGUAAAACAUAAACCAUCUGAAACCAAGUCGGAAAAGAGUUCAAGCUCAAAAUCCAAGAAGUCCUCGUCGGACUCGAAGCACAGUUCAGGAAAGCAUUCAAGACAUAGUUCGGAUUCGAGCUCGAGUAAAAAACGGAGGCGGUCAUCUUCCUCAUCAAGCAGUUCCCAUCACCGUAAAUCGUCGUCGUCGUCGAGUGAUAAGUCCAAACAUCACCACCACCAUCAUCAGCAACAGCAGCAGCAGCAACAACAAGAACACCAGCAACAAUCUGAGGCAGACAUCUGUAUUUGUGACUGGAGUGGAUGCAGAAGGAGUUUCAAAACAAGGAAAUCGCUUCAUGUACACACAAGUACAGCUCACGUGAUGAUCCCUACCUACAGAGGUCUGUGUGAAUGGGAGAAUUGUGAUAACAUUCAGAGGCAGAGAUGGUCCUGUGUAAGCCAUAUACUGGACAAACACUGUACAGAGCAGGCGCUGCGGGCAGCGGCUGAGAGACGCCAAGGGACUUCAACACCAUCAUCAACCAGUGCGUCAGGGACACUCCCAACCCCUAUUCUGUACAAUGCGCACACUGCCUACCAUGCCAUUCGCAGGAGUCUCCACACACCUUCGCUCAAAGACCUCUUGGGUGAGUCUGAAGGGCCAGUGACCAAGAGCAUUCACAUUACGGCAGCCCUUGUGCUGAAAAACAUGGCCACAUAUUCUGCUGAUGCCAGGAGUUUGCUUCGUCGGCAUGAGGUCCACCUUGCCAAGUUAGCCAUCAGCAAUGCGGAAGCCUCUUCAACAUUAGCCAAGUGUGUCGGUGAACUCAACGACGAGAGACACCUGGAAUACGAUGACCUCUCGGAUGAUUCCUCUGACUCUUGACCCCAAGGUCACCGCCAACGAGCCUCCCCUCUCCCCUGCCCCCUUUGAAGAGCCUGCGAAGCUGACUCAUUUGUCUACCGUGAACUUUCACGACUAGGUGUGUGUGUGUGUGUGUGCAGCAAGAAAGAGUCUGGCUGACUGCUUCACAAAAAGAAACCUGUGUCUUCAUAUGACCUUUGACCUCAGAUGCCCCCAUAUCUGUCUACCUGUUGCUGCUCCAGAAUGCUCAAGCUACUUGCAGAAUGUUCACGCUCCGAGUCGAUGAUAAAACAAUACAUCUUGAUUCUUGACUUGAGUGUUGAGAUGCUGGGUUGAUCUUGGACCUAGACCAGAUCGGGCAUACUAUGUGAACGAUUUCAAAUUGUAACCUCUCAUCAGUGGUCAACUAACUUCAUUCCGCUAAAUAGCGGCAGAAUUGAUAUCCAGGACCAGCAGUGUUUCUUCUUUUUGUUUUGUUUUUCAAUCGUUGGAUAUGCAUUACUUUUUUUGUUUUGAGUUACUUUUAGACUGUCUUGUUGGAAUGCAGUUUGUGAAUCGUAGAAUAGGACACAUAGACUAUAGUUCAUAAAAGGUGCCUUUGAACUGCCGUUCGAUGGUCUCAAAUCCAUAGCUAAGCAUCUCAGUUGUAGUGGGGGGAAUUUUGAAUCUAGUUUUAGUGUACUUUGACACCUAAAGAGGGUUUGCGCGAUACAACUACACCACAAACAAACGGAGUGUGCUAGUUUGCAGAGCUUUUGUUGUGUGAAAGCAAUCGUUGGCAACUACUGCACCAAAUGGACAAGGCACCAAUUAAGGUUUAAUUGUUUUGUGCGGUGUCUUCAACAUGCAAUAUCCAUGGAAAAAAUUGUAGAAAUAAGAGGCUGAUAGUAGUCGAAUUGGCAUGGAAUUAAGUAACUCUUGAGUCAGAUUUUGUUUUUGUUUUUUAAAUGAGUAUUUAUUUAUUUCUCGAUCUCAAUGCACUCCUUUCAGAAUUGCACCUCUCAAAAUGUAAAAAAAAUAAAUCUUUUUUGUAAAUUUUCCUUUUUUUGUUUCAUUUAAAUUUAGGCUAUAGUUCAGAUUUAGGGAAAGAGACUGCAAACAAAUAUACUUUGUUGUAAAAAAACAUAGGAUGCGUCAACUAAAGCAACUAUGAUUUUGGCUUUGGUGUUAAAACCCCUAUGCAAAAUCCUUGUGUCAGGUGAUUGACUUGUUUUGUGCCAUGGGUGAAUUUCCCAAUUUGAGUAUUACAACUCCGCAGUUGGGCUUUGGUAAUGGGCCUGCUGGUGCCCUCGAGGGAAUCUUUCCCCAGGAGAUUCUUGGGCUGGUGGCGGUUGAUUGAAAAUAGGGCGCUACCAGAAAUUUGUACACAGGUCGCCAUGUGGGGGACAGAAUCUCCUGCCCACACACCAGCUAGAGCUCCAACUAGCUCUGUGACCAAAAUAAGGGAAAUGUUCAUUAGUGCCAGAAACCCUCAUUCCAAAAUUGAUGUCCUUUUUGCAGAGGUUUCUUGUCGGCUUGCCAGUAAGGAAAGGGACUCUACCUGGGUUGGGGUUUUAUCAGGCCACAGACGUCAAUAACACUGGUACAUUCUGGCCCUCCAUGAGAAGUUUACCUUGGGUUAAAAGAGUAAGCGUGGGUAAAACAAUGACCGUAAAGUGGCCGACCCGCUUCUUAGGGGGAGGGAAGAUAAGGGGGUUUCCAAAAACCUAAUUGUUAUUGUCUAAUUUUCUCCAUUAUGCAGGUCCACAAUCUUUCAAUAGACAGUCUAAGACCCCUUGCAUAUGACGUCACAAUCUCAAAACAGUCCCCUCACCGAUGAGGUUAUUGAAGACCUAUCUUGGGCUGAAAGUUGAGCACUGCGCAUACACAUGCCAGGUUACCAUCAGUUGCGUCAAAGAUGGUGGCCACUGCAAGGCGGUCUAUUGGCCCCUUGCAUUUUGGGCAAUGCUGCUGGUAUGCUGAGGUCAUGCGCACGUUUGUUCAAACCAAGAGCAGCUGUCGUCCAAUGAUCUGCCCCCUAUAUUGCCUCAUUGAGGCACUGUGUUAACAGUUUGGCGUCAUAUUGGAGGGGCCCAAUAGUUAGUUUGUUGUAACUAAACCGGUUGAGUAUGUGUGCUCCAUCCAUGAAACCAAUGUUGUGUCAUCCCUGUAUGUCAACCAUUUUGAAUAUUUUAUUAAGCACUAUGCCCAUCGUUACGUGGCCUUUUAUCUGGACCAAAUGAUAGGGAAGGGCGUCCUUGAUGGUCUCCUGCGCUAUUAUAGCAAAUAUUAUAGAAAUUUUGUGAAAUGAAAAUUUUUUCAAAAGGUUGUAAAUAAGUUGUCUUUUUGUACACCCAUGUUAAUACAUUGUACUAUAAGAUUGGAAUACCUUAUUUUAUGAAUCAUGUCGCUGAGGAACAAGAAAGCGUUCUCUCUCUUCAGGAUAGAUUGAGAGAGUUCAUUGGCAAAAUGUUCAGUUCACCGCGGCGUCAGAGUUCCCCAUUUCAAAAUAAUGUAACUCAAGUGAAAAAGGUUCACAGGGGACACCUAGAUAAUUAAGCAUGCAAAACUAACAAUUUGGUUGCCUUUAAAGGCAGUGGAAACUAUUGGUAAUUGUCAAAGACUAGCCUCCACAGUUGGUGUAUCUCAACA
Molecule: messenger RNA, 9643 nt
Organism: Asterias rubens (European starfish)
Lineage: Eukaryota; Metazoa; Echinodermata; Asteroidea; Forcipulatida; Asteriidae
Product: AT-rich interactive domain-containing protein 2-like
Exons: 18
Coding region: 392-7033 (2213 amino acids)
Biological process (GO): regulation of DNA-templated transcription
Cellular component (GO): SWI/SNF superfamily-type complex
Molecular function (GO): DNA binding
Source: RefSeq, a predicted model, not a curated record